This is a messenger RNA of Trichobilharzia regenti, 2007 nucleotides long. NCBI's taxonomy places the organism in Eukaryota, Metazoa, Platyhelminthes, Trematoda, Strigeidida, Schistosomatidae. The record is from the annotation of a GenBank genome assembly.
CGCAGAAGCUCACCGAAGAUCUGGAACCUCUACCUGACAAUCAAGAAGCGAGCUCAAAGAAAUCACUGGUUUAUACUAGCUCGUAAUCAGGAUAUUGGACAUUGGAUAUAAUGAAUUUGUAGUCUGGUUUUUAAACACAACAGUAGUUUUUGUUCACUAAUAUCUCCAUAACAACCGAGGUGGGACGCUUUCAAAAGUUUCAGUCUAUUAUGACCAAUGUAUAAACUAGACUUACCGAUUGACACAAAAGAGGCCGCGGUUAUUGAAGCCAGGAGGAGAAAAGAAAAAGAACGCCAGGCCCGCAUAUUUGAUGCACGGACUCGUCAGAUAGGGAUAGAUGAAGAGGCUUUAAAACACCAGGUAGAAGAAAGAAAACGACAAGAACUUCGAGAAAAAGAAAGAGAUUUGGCUUAUGAUGCUGAUGCCGUUCGCAACGACAAAAUUGCGUGUAUACUUGAGAAACGUCAAAAGAGGGAUGAAAAAGAAGUUGCGAAAUGUCUCAACGAAUUUAGAUCCCUUCAUCAACAACCUGAGUCAAGGAGGGAGUUCGACCUUUAUGACCCGAAUGCGUUAAAGUUAGACCGUCCUGCUCGUGUUUCAGAUGAUGAUCCUCGAUGUGGAGUUGCCUCUCUCCAAAAAUUUGAUGGUGAGGAUCUAAACUUAAAAGCUAGAAUGAAGUAUCAAAGGGAACAAAUGCAAGAUUGGUUUGAUAGGCAAAUCGAGGAGCGAAACAGAGCUGAGAAGGCCCAAAAAGAAGCAGACAGGCUUUAUGAUCUCAAACGACGUGAACUAGAUCAACGUGCUUGUGAACUACAAAAAGCUGAAGAACAAUGUCGACGAGCAAUAAAUAUUGCACUUGAAAGAUAUAAUAAAUUACUAAAAGAGGAAAAUGAUCAAAGAGCACUUCUUAAGGCUAAACAAACACAAGAUGAUAAUAUGACUGAAAUAUGCAAUGCAAUAUAUGGUGAUUUUCUCAGUGAAAAUCCUGCUCAAGCAAUCUCUGCUUUUGGUAGUCAUCGUGUUAUUCCAGAUCGAUACAAGGGUAUGACACCAGAACAGAGAGAAGAAAUACGCAAAGCUCAAGAAGAACAAAUAAAAGAAAAAGAGCGUGAAUUAGCAAGACAGAAACAAGAAGAUGAAGAAUGGGACAAUCAGAGAUCGAGAUCAGCAAGGUUGGGUUUAUUAUUAGAAAGAGAAAUAGAACGAUCAACUCGUGAAAUGAAUCAAAAAAUAGCUGAACAAAAUCUCAAACUGGCAUUUGAACAGAAAUCGUUUCAAGAUUAUCUUAAUAAAGAGUUAUAUACAAAUCAACCUACUGCAGAUUAUUUCACACAGUUCAAUACAACUUCACGUUGAAAACUGGAAUUCAUCAACUGCUGGGAUCCCUGUUAUUAUUAUUAUUAUUAUUGCUUUUAAUACCAGUACUAGUGUCAACACUGCUGAUCCAUGGUGCUUGGCAUCUAUUCAGUAGAAUUGUCUUCUUUACGUUUAUCUACUAUGUUUGUGUUUUUACAUCGAAAGUUUCCUGACAAAAAUAGACAAAUGAAAAAGAAAAAAAAAGAGAACCCGACAAAUUAAAACAAAACGAGGAGAUUAGUGGAAUAAAAUCUCCCUUAAAUGACCAGAAAUUUUAUUUUUCCCCUAUGGUUUUGCAAUAAUAAAUAUAAGAACUGCUGACUACUUACACAUAUAUCAUCUUUAGGUGUCUUAAAGGUGCAUGUAUUAGGAACUAUUCUAUUGACUAUUGUUUUUCCAUUUCUUUUUGUGUGCUUAUUCAUAGGAGAGCUUCUUCUUUCUACUUUGGAUUCUUUGUUCAGAUUACACUUCAUGUAUUCUAGGAAUAAGUGAAAAAUGCUGCUAUUAUUAUUAUUAUUGUUAUGCUAUCACAUUUAUAUAUUUCAGUGUUUACACUGCUGGUUCCCUUUCUUUUUACUAUUGUACAUGAAAUGAACAAAAGUACAUUGUAAAGCUAAAUAAAAUAAAAUAAAAUCCUUUUGAAAUCCAUGA